UGCUUGUUUUGUUUUGUCACUCCCAUUGGGCAUUGCUCACCGCUCACGCCCGCCCGCUCGUCGAACUCCCGAAUCUGAGCCGUCGUCGGAGUUGUAAGGACAGCUCUGGGUUUGCGGGCGUGAGGAACACAUACUUGAGCAACCUCGCCGUCGCGGACACUCUAUCGCGUGCAUCUGGGAUUUCGGCCCACACUUAGCCCGCAACAGCCUCGACUCGUGCGAAGACAGUGCUCGAACCAGCCGGGACUCUGGCCAAGACAAGCCGGGACGUCGCCGUCGUCGAAGACGGCGUCUUCGCUACUCGCUGGAAUCGCGUCACUCCUGCAAGAGUUCGGCCACGCCUGUGCGGUUUUCGUGACAGCGAGAAUCAUGCGGAGGCGUCCGACUAGAGAGACAAAACCUGAGUGACAAGGUUAAAGGCAAAGAAAUCGAGAAGAAAAUCGCUGCUGCUGCUGUAGAAGGGACAGGAGCCAACAGCCAUGAACAAGGGAGUGUUUAUGGUGCUGUUUGCUGCGACACUGACGCCGCUGCUAAACCGGGUGGCAUGCCAGCCCCAAUGUGACAUGAACGAUUGCGCCGAUCAGUGCGGGUCACUCGGGGCUCUGCGGUGGUGUUGCGAAGAGGAAGGGUGUCUCUGCACGUUCCCACUGAAAGAUGCCAAGACUAUGUGCAAAGGCGGUGGCGAAAAUGGUGGUGGCAGUGACAGCGGCAGCGGUGGCGGCGGCGGUGGCGGCAGCGGUGGUGGCAGCGGUGGUGGCAGCGGUGGUGGCAGCGGUGAUGGUGGCGCUGGGGAUGGCGGUGGUGAUGGCGGCACGGGCUACGGGGACAAUGGUGGCGGCGGAGAUGGAGGAAGCAACCGUGACAAGCAGAAGGACAAGGAUCGUGACAACGAUGACGACUACGAUUACGACAACGUUGGUGGCGGUAAGAAAAGCAAAGGCACUACCAAGAGCCCAGCGGACAGCGGAAAGAAAAGCAAGCCGCCAGACCAGGGUGGCAAGCCUCCCGGUGGUGAUGGUCCGGACACCAUCAAGGAAGGUGGGAGUGGCGAUAAGGCGGAACAGCCGCCAGGCGGUGCGCAGUCUAGUAAGGGCACCAAGAAGCCAACCACGAGUGCGGAAGACCACGGCCAGAAAGAUUACGGACAGAAGGACUACGGAGCCAAGGCCAGAGGUGCCGUCGAUGAGCUCAUGCCCCGAAGGGCACUGGAGCCGGACGGGGGUGCCGGUAGCCAACGUAAGGGCGGGAAAAUGCACAUGCCGUUCAUUGUCAGAAGCUUGCACAAGCCACUGUCCCCCAAGCAGGUGAUGCAGCAGCUCAACCGACAGAAGGGGGACAUUCCCAUGAAGGAGAUCCAAGAUUUCUUGAAGAAAGGGGGGCGUUAAUAAACACGCUCAUAGGGGAA
This is a messenger RNA of Dermacentor andersoni, 1405 nucleotides long. RefSeq lists its product as uncharacterized. The record is from RefSeq and is a predicted model, not a curated record. Lineage: Eukaryota; Metazoa; Arthropoda; Arachnida; Ixodida; Ixodidae.